This is a messenger RNA of Puccinia graminis f. sp. tritici CRL 75-36-700-3, 3219 nucleotides long. RefSeq lists its product as uncharacterized. The record is from RefSeq and is a predicted model, not a curated record. NCBI's taxonomy places the organism in Eukaryota, Fungi, Basidiomycota, Pucciniomycetes, Pucciniales, Pucciniaceae. The transcript has 5 exons. The coding region runs from base 1 to 3219 and encodes 1072 amino acids.
AUGUCUCAAAGUCACUACAUUGAUGACAUGGUCUCUCGCUUCCUCCAUGGCACACACACGGCUACCAGAACACCUACUUCCUCAGCUUUCAAGGACCUGCUCAAACGGACUGCCAAUGAAGACCCCUCUCCUGGCCCUUAUAACCAACUGAUUGGCUCUCUGCUGUGGAUUGCUCAGUGUACACGCCCGGAUGUCUCUUUUGCUGUAAACAAGCUAUCUCAGUUUCUUCGUGAUCCCUCUUUGUCCCACUGGUCUGCAGCAGUCAAAAUCUUAAACUACCUGGCCUCAACCAAAUCACUUCGACUACGUCUUGGGGGCUCUCUUACCUGCGCUGGUUACUCUGACGCUGACUGGGCCGAGGAUCGCCAAGACCGUCGCUCAACUUCGGCAUACACCUACAGAAUUGGCGAGGGAGCCAUCUCCUGGAAGUCUCGGAAACAGGCAACUGUCUCGCUGUCCAGUACCGAAGCGGAAUACAAGGCGCUGGCGGACUCUUGCAAGGAAGGUCUCUGGUUGCGCAAUAUACUCACCGAAUUAUCUGUCCGACCAAAGUCAGCUCUUCCGCUCCAUGUCGACAAUGAAGGUGCUGAAGCUCUUGCCAAUAACCCGGAACACCACGCUAGAACAAAACACAUUGAUGCCAGAUAUCAUUUUGUUCGCGACUGCGUCAAAGAUGGGAUUUUUGAGAUCGUUCACGUUUCCACGCACGACAUUCACCUGAGUUCAUCUCAACAAUCUUUCUAUGUGGCUAAGUAUAUCACCAGAUUCCGGGAGGUGCAUCCACUGUUUCCUCUGCCUAACUGGAUCUUCUUGCUGGCGGCUCCUGGGGACCGGAGGCCACACGACACCGAAGUGUUUGAGUUUGACGGUCCAGAUCUAGGCGAUGAUGCCACCUUUCCCGCACAUCCACAACCGGGAAACUGCAUGGCAAAUGAGCAUGAAGCCAUGGACGAAGAUGUGGCUGCCCAAGGCCCUGAUUCAAGCCAAGACGAAAUCCAUCCUGAUGAAGAGAUGGAUUUAACUUCCAAUGAUGCACCAGGCGAGGUUGAUCCCGAGAUCAUCAGUGUUGUUGACAAUGGUCCUGUUGGCGAAUCAGGAAAUACCAAGGGUGCCAUGGAUGGGCUAAGGACAUCACGCUUGAAUAACGUGGGGGCCAACAUGGAUAAACCGCUGUUCAUUCCAGAGUCUAAUCCGCCUUCAGAGGACAACACACCACUCCGACCCUCACCAGAUGCAAGCACACUUGGUACCCUUGGCAAAAAGCGAUCCUGCAGCCAAUCUAUGACAGGUGAUUCCAGUCGUAAUAACCGGCCCCGUUUAGAUUCAUCAAGCCUAGCCUCUUCAGAUUCCGAGGAUUUAUCCUCUGCGUCUGAAGAGGGAGAGACUGAUCUUCCGGAGCCCACGUUUGGUCACAUCCGUCAACCUAGGGAUAAAACCCCGUCUGAGGGUGAUGAUGAGGAUUCCUCCGGGUCCAAUCCACUGGGUUCAUCCCCGAAUACCCUGGCUGAGAACACGCCCCACCCCUCUGCAGCUCCAACCGCACUGGUGCCAUCCGGGUCAACCAGCAGCAACCCAGCCGUCACAUUGUCUAACCCUGGGGCGGUAUCCACCGGUUUAACUACUCCUGGGGCCAUUCGAAGUGCCCCAUCCCCAAAUACCCUGGCACAGACGACGCCCAACCCCUCAUUGGCGCCCAGGGCUCUUGCGCCAUCUGGGUCAACCAGCAGCAUCCCCGCCAUUGCAUUGCCUAAUCCUGGAACAGUAUCCACCGGUCUACCCACUCCUGGGGCUAUUCAAAGUGGCCCAUCCCCGAAUCCCCUGGCUCAGAACACCCCCAACCGCUCAGCGGGGCCAACAUCACUUGCGCCACACGGGUCAACUAGCAGCGGCCAGGCGGUCAUGUUUUCUUCCCCAGGAAUCCUGCCCACCAGUCUCACUCCUCCUGGGGUCAAUGAACGGGGGCCGCCGGCGCCCACACCACCUGUGCCAUCCGGGACAACUAGCCGCAGCAAGGACUUCUCUGAUUGUACCUCAGGAAAUGUGUCUACCAGUCUAACUGCUGGCCCUCCAAUUGACGGACCAGCCGGAACCAGUACUACUCUUGGGGGGGUGGGAACAGGAGCGACUGCUAGCACAACGUCAACGGGGCCGUCCGGCACAGGUGCCAAAGGUCCAACUGGGGCCACGGCUGUCACCGGUCCAUCUGGGGGCCCUGUGGCCCCUGGUCCGAAUCAACGAACCUCCUCGACGGGUGGAUCACCCGUGACAGCGUGCAGAGGGACAACUUCCCGAACCGCGGGCACCGGUCCCACCCCCGGAAAAGUGGUCGCAGGUCCCACACACGGGCAGGUGGCCUUGCGUGAGGCAUCACCAGACAAAUUGGCCCCAGAGCCCAAACACCCUCUGUUUCCAAUCAUCAACUCCACCGCCGAUCCGGUGCGGGGGGCGGCAAAAAGGCUGAACGACACUGUCCACGAUAUAAUCAUGCUCCUUGCUGGUCAGAGGGCCAACAUGGUUAUGGAUAACCUCAAGGAUGUUGAUGGGCACUCUGAUGCUGCACUGGCCAAAGUCAUGGAGUUUUUCCAUGACAUAACCACUCGAGGGGCCGAAGAUCUGAAACGCUCCCGCUCAUCGGUCAAUGAUGGAUCCUCCAUCGGUGAUGUUAGCUCAACAGGGAUGGGCUAUAUCUACACUAACAUAGCCCUAGCAGUCACAGCCUUGAUAAACCUACACUUUGACAGGAAGAGUGAAGAGAAGCCUGUCUUACUGAAAAAAGAUACCCAUGAGAAGAGGAACCAAACUUCUACCAAGGCCAUCCAAUGUCUAUCGCAACUACUCGUUAUUGGCCCGGUGUCAAUGUUCUCAUGCCCCACGGAUCGAAAGUCCUCAGCCCAAUGGCAAUCCUGCAUGCUGGUUGAAUGGGGCGCGAUGGUUGUCACCAAACGAGCUCGUAAUGCGGCCAACUUUCCAGAGCCCCCCUGGUCUAACUUUGGUAAUACACGUCUACAUGUGGUCAACACGCUAGCUCGCAUGGGGUUUGGGAACAAUGAUCCCAUGGAUUGGAAGCAUGUAAUGAAGGUUUUCAAGGAGGAAUUUUCGGCUAAAAAAAUUGCGGAGGUCUUAUGGGAGGACAUUGUUCUCAUGACAGACUAUGAUGUUCAAAAGGACGCAAGCGUUUUGUGGGCGGAUGGCCCACCAUUCAGAAUUUCAGAAAACUAG